Molecule: messenger RNA, 1347 nt
Organism: Lathyrus sativus (Indian pea)
Lineage: Eukaryota; Viridiplantae; Streptophyta; Magnoliopsida; Fabales; Fabaceae
Source: the annotation of a GenBank genome assembly
AUGACCGGAAACUCCUUACCGCCGGUCAAACUCACCGACAGUGGCCGCCCAGUUCUGUUACCGAACGAGAUCGAGUGCUUCUUCCUCUCCGGCGUAGACCUUCUCAGCGAAGACGAACCUAACACAUGGUUCCCUCACUUAAAAUCUGGCCUCCUCAUCCUAACCACGCACCGUCUCCUAUGGCUCCCAGACGCGGCCGUCACCGCCUCAUCCUCCUCCGUAGCUGUCCCCCUUGCUUCAAUCUCUCACAUUUUUCCCCACAAGAAGUCUCUCAAAUCGGUGUUUGCCUCCCCAAGGGUCCGUUUCCAGGUGUCACCAUCGCCGGAGCGCGGAGUUUCCGCAUCAGGAUCGAGAUCCGUGGUUGUGACAGUCGUGGUGAGGGGAAAAGGGGACUGCGAUGCUUUUGUGUCCAAGUUUUGGGAAAACUGGAGAGGUAGAGCGUGGGAGGAGUCAGAGAGUGCUACGAGUUCAAGUUCUAAUGCGGAGGUCAGGGCAGCAUCAACGUCGUCGAGUGGAAUUUAUUCAAGUGAUGGGACGGUGAAGAUGGUGGGAGUGUCGGGGAUAUUAAGGAAGGAGCAGGAAAUGUGGGAGAGUACUGAUAAGAGUUUGCAGGAUGCUUUUCAGGAUUUGAAUGCGCUUAUGAGCAAGGCUAAAGAGAUGGUCAUGCUAGCGGAAAAAAUGAGGCAAAAACUUUUGACAGGCUCAAAUUCUCAAAUGAGUACAACUAACGAUGAAGAGAUGGGUUCAAAGGAAGAAAUGCAAGAAUUGUUAUUGAGUGUUGGUAUAAUAUCCCCUGUUACAAAAGAGUCCGCGGGUGCUCUGUAUCAUCAACAAUUAUCUCGCCAGUUGGCAGAUUUUGUUAAAGUUCCACUUGAGAGAGCUGGAGGAAUUAUCAAUCUAAUUGAUAUUUAUUGUCUCUUCAAUCGUGCUCGUGGAACAGAAUUGAUCUCACCUGAUGAUUUGUUGCAAGCAUGCUCUCUGUGGGAGAAGUUUGAUGUCCCAAUUGUUCUGCGGAAGUUUGAAAGCGGGGUCAUGGUAAUACAAAAUAAGUCCCACAGUGAUGAGGAGGUUUUCACUAAAAUUAAGAUGCUUGUUAUGAAGCCUGAUGCUCUUCGAGCUGGGAUAAGUCCUAGUGAGGCUGCAAUGACGCUGGGAGUUGCCCCAGCAAUGGCAAAGGAACAUCUCUUGUCUGCUGAGAGCAAGGGUAUACUAUGCAGAGAUGUCAGCCCUGAUGGAUUUCGCUUUUAUAUUAACUUGUUCCCGGAAAUUGAUCGAGGUGAUAUGUAUUUAGUGAAAGAUCAGGGGAUUUAUCCCUCAUGGGUUAGAGCAAUCCCUGCUCAUGGUUAG